AUGGUCGGUUUGGCGAACGUCUCGCAUCCGAUCCCAGAAACGUCGAACAAUGUGAAUGGGACGACGAAUUUUUAUGAUAUAUUACUAGGAAACGCCAAGCAACCGGAAACCCCAUUGGAUGGAAUAUGGCCAAGUGGAGUGCUCGGACCGAUCGGGCGCUCCUCAGCCGAUCUCGACUCUCCACCCAUCAUCACCUCUUCACAAAACUUUGCCGCUUUCUCAGGACUAAAUCUCUCGCUGCUCUCCGCACUCCCCUCCUCGCUUCUCGCCAAUUGUAUCUCUUUGCAAAACUCGACGAUUGGACACUCAUUUGUCUCGAAUGGAACAACGUAUACACAGGCUAACAACUCCUACUCACCAUACUUGGAGCAAAGCAACGGCUCGGCCACUGCAAGCGCUUUCCAUAGUCUCACUGAUCACUCGUUUUUGUCGAAGCCGUUGACUGGGUUGACGAUUGUCCCGCCAAAUGAGGAGGCAAAUUUGCCCACCCAAACACUCACUCCAAAUAAUAUCAUCAACAAUCGUCAAAUCGAGAAAGAAAACGACACGAUGGGUGCCGCUGAGCCAUUCACGCGAAGUCUCUGGAUCGCGCCAGGCGCCGAUCGAUCGCAUCCACUUUGGCAACAAUUCCUCAACACUGUCAAAGAGUUAGAGAAGAAUAUGCUAGCUGAUUUAUCGCUUCAAUCGACUCGC
Mesorhabditis belari is the source of this 693-nucleotide messenger RNA. The record is from the annotation of a GenBank genome assembly. NCBI's taxonomy places the organism in Eukaryota, Metazoa, Nematoda, Chromadorea, Rhabditida, Rhabditidae.